This is a messenger RNA of Arachis stenosperma, 1370 nucleotides long. Its product is annotated as probable FBD-associated F-box protein At1g32375. Gene Ontology annotation, molecular function: protein binding. Bases 28 to 1311 code for a protein of 427 amino acids. The record is from RefSeq and is a predicted model, not a curated record. NCBI's taxonomy places the organism in Eukaryota, Viridiplantae, Streptophyta, Magnoliopsida, Fabales, Fabaceae. The transcript is spliced from 4 exons.
UCUGUUUUUUGGCAUGAAGAAUUGAAGAUGAAAACGAAAAAUGAGGACGACAAGAUCAGCGCCUUAUCGGAUGAGUUGCUCCUCCACAUCCUCUCCUUUCUCUCCGUCACCGACUCCGUCGCCACCUGCGUUCUCUCUCGCCGCUGGCGAAACCUCUGGGAGCGUCUCUUCGUCUCAGACUUUGACUAUGACGACGGCCACCGCCAGAUUGAUUUCGUGGAAUUCGUGAAGAGCGGUGUUAUUAUAACCCGCCGCAAGGAACCCAGCAACAUCUACAAGUUUCACCUCUUGUCUACGACUUCCACUGUUGACAUUCAGAGCCCACUUGCCACGUGGAUUUCUGCUGCUCUUGGGCCCCACUUGCAAGAAAUCUCCAUCACUCUCUCAUCUCCAUGUUUCUUCCCUCUCUGCAUUUUCAGAUGUAAGUCGCUGGUGUCACUCUGCUUGGAAUGUCGUCAUAUGCAUGUUGAGACGAUUGCCAAUGCCUAUCAGUUGCCAUCACUGAAGAAAUUAGAAUUGAAAGUCUGCUCUGCAAGCUGCUUAAUUUCACUUUUGAUGUGCUGUCCAAAUCUUGAAACUCUUGAGCUCCAUUUCUAUAAAGGUUAUACACCUCUACUGCACAUUGGUAUGCUCUCUUCAUUGAAGAGUUUAACCCUUUUAGGUCUUGGCAAACAAGUUGGUAGCAUCACUAUAAACACCCCACUUCUUGAGCACCUUAACAUCAACCUAAAAUCAACCAAGUGCGGCACUUUAUCAGUAACAAGCAAUUUGCACAGCUUGGUCCAUGUGCAUCUUAACAUUCUUCAUCCUGUUGGAGAUGUUGUCAAGCUUCUCAACAAACUCUACAUGGCACAAUGCCUAAGUUUGAACGUAACAACAAUCACGAACUUUCACGAGGGUGGGGGCAUGGAAUUUCCAGAAUUUCAUCGUUUGGUUCGUCUAGAAUUGAUCGUAAAUUAUUUAGAUUCGAGCUUCGUAAUGGACGUACUUCAACAUUGUUGUGUACUAGAAUCUUUCCAAAUUCAUUGUUUGGAAUAUCGGAGGAAAAGAAAACGUACUUGUUGGACACAGCCAACCGUUGCUCCUUCUUGUGUUGAAUCACACUUGAAAACCCUUGAAUUUAGAGGAUAUUGUGAUUUUGAGGAAGAACGUACAUUUCUGGCUUAUUUUCUUGAGAGAGGACUUGUUUUGAAGAAAAUGAAAAUCUUCUAUGGCUUCAGAAACUUAUCGGUAGAUAGAAAGCAUCAGAUUCUCAAGACAUUAUCUACUUUACCUAGAAGCUCUAACAUAUGCCAACUUAUGUUUGAUUGACCCAUCAUGUUAUUUCAUACAAAUAUAUAUACUUGAAUAGGUUUGAUUAUGGCAUUGUU